Durio zibethinus is the source of this 3823-nucleotide messenger RNA. Its product is annotated as protein argonaute 2-like. The record is from RefSeq and is a predicted model, not a curated record. NCBI's taxonomy places the organism in Eukaryota, Viridiplantae, Streptophyta, Magnoliopsida, Malvales, Malvaceae. Gene Ontology annotation, molecular function: protein binding; RNA binding.
UGAAAAGACGAAAGAAACUCCCAUUCUUCGUGCAAAGGCGAAAUGCAUCGUUGGUUUAUUAUAUAUUUUUUAUAAAAAGGUUUUUUAUUUUUUAAGUUUAGAAGAAAUGUUUAGAUUCUAAAGAAACUCGAUUCUCAGGUUCCUAUUACCCCUUUUAUUCGUUCCUUUGCUUAACGCGUUGGAUUGUACGGACUGAACUGUAGAAUCCUUGUAUCCCAAGAAAAGCAUAAACGAGUUGCCGCCAAAGUCUAUAUAUUAGAUUCUCACCCCUGUCCUGCUCAUUCUCACACUUCGGCAUUUGCCUUCUGUUUACAAAAAAAAAAAAAGUUUACGCAGUUGUUUGAGAGAGAUCAAAGUACUCAUUUUUAGAUUGUUUCUUGUUGUAAUGGAGAAAGGUGGGUUUAGGGGAAAAGGACGUGCACGUGAAGUUGGUGGAGGAAGAGGUAGAGGUAGAGGUAGAGGUAGAGGCAGAGGAAGAGAUGGUCAGCCUAAUCAUCAGGCGCAGCUGGGAAGAGGUGCAAACCAGGGUUGGAGCCGAGGUCAGGUUGGUCCAGCCCAAAGUGGAGUCCAGCAGGAUCGUGUUCAUGUGAGUCCCAGCCAUGGCGAUUGGACGUCCGGUAGAGGUUGGGGAGCUAACGGUGGUCCUUCUUUUGCUCAAGUUCUGUCAAGGGAAACACCCAAACCUUCUUCUACUCCUCCUACAAUUGUUGUUUCUGAUCCUGUUAUUCCUGCAAUUGCAUCACCGAAAAUUUCAGAGGGGGUGCUGCCUUCGUCAUCAUCUCCUAAAACUGAGGAUAUACUUUUGCCUAUCAAACGACCUGAUAAUGGUGGCACGCGUGCUGUUAAGAAGCUUAGCCUUCUUGUCAAUCAUUUUCCUGUCAAGUUUGAUCCUGAGAAGAUCAUAUGGCACUACGAUGUUGAUGUUAAGCCACAGGUGGCUCUUAGGAAUGGGCGUCCUGUCAAAGUAUCAAAUUCAGACUUGUCUUUGAUACGGAGACAGAUGUCUUUGGAUGAUCCUAAACAGUUCCCUUUGGAAAUGAUUGCUUAUGAUGGUAAUAAGAGCAUCUUUAGUGCAACAGAAUUACCUAAUGGAGAAUUUAUUGUCCAACUCUUUGAGUCUUCUUAUCUGGUGACAUUAAAGCUCGUGAAGGAGCUUAGGCUUUCUCAGUUGAAUGAUUAUCUUAGUGGGAAAGGCUCAUCAGUUCCUCGUGAUACUUUACAAGGGAUGGAUUUGGCAAUGAAGGAAAAUCCAAAAAGACGUAUGAUCUCCUUCAGUCGUGGUCUCCAUCCUAUAAAAUUUCAUCAAGGAGUUGACCUUGGGCAUGGUAUCAUUGCAUCUAGAGAACCUAAACAUAGUUUGAAGCUGACUUCUCAGGGUUUAGCUUUGUGUCUGGACUACUCAGUAUUGCCAGUUCGAAAGUCGGGGCCUGUUAUUGCGUACCUGGAGAAGCAGAUUGAUGGCUUUAAUGUCAAUGAGUUUGGAAAGUUCAAGGAUGAAGUUGAAUUAGCAUUGAAGGGGCUGAAAGUUUAUAAAAGUUAUCUGGACACCAAUCGUAGACACACAGUUGCUGGAUUGACUUCAGAGGAUGCAAAAAAUAUUUCAUUUUGCAUUGAAGACCAACAAGUCAGACUUGUAGAUUACUUCAAGCAGAAGCAUAGCAAGGAUAUCAUGUACAAAGAUAUUCCCUGCUUGGAAUUGGGGAAAAAAGAUGGAAGUCAUUCUGUACCCAUGGAAUUAUGUGACUUAGCGGAAAGACAGAGAUAUCCAAAGGAGUUGCUAAAUAUAGAUUCUUCAAGGAAGCUGAAGAAUUUGUCAUUGGCUUCGCCCUCUGUUAGACAGAACAUAAUAUGUGAUAUGGUGCGGGAUGAAGAUGGGCCUUGUCGUGGGGAAGUUUUGCAAAAUUUUGGAAUGGAAGUAAGCAUGAACAUGACGAAAGUGGCUGCUCGUGUUCUUAGCCCACCUGAGUUGAAUGUUGGUGCUCCUGGAGGGACGAAGAAGAAAAUAAAGCUUGAUAAUGAGAAAUGCCAGUGGAAUCUCGUUGGUAAAUGUCUGGUUGAAGGAAAACAAAUUGAUUGCUGGGCUGUGCUUGAUUUCACGUCUGCUGAACCAAACAAAUAUAGACUGAGGCCUACAGACUUCAUUCCAAAGCUUAUAAGUCGGUGCAAUAAUCUUGGGAUGCAAAUGGGGGAACCUCUCAAUUAUCAGAUGGCUAGAAUGGACAAUUUAAAUAGUGAGGAUGUGCUUCAGAAGGUGCUUGAGAAUAUUCAGCGCCUAUCUUAUCAAAAUGGGAAAGGGCGUCUACAGCUUCUUCUUUGUGUGAUGGCUAGACAGCAUCCUGGCUACAGUUGCCUUAAGUUUAUUUCUGAGACAAAAGUUGGUGUAAUGACUCAAUGUUGUCUGUCUACUUGCGCCAACGAAGCAAAAGACCAGUAUAUUAGCAAUCUUGCUAUGAGUAUUAAUGCCAAGCUUGGAGGCCACAAUGUGGAGAUCGUUGAACCCCUUCUCCGUUUUAAAGGUGAAGGCCAUGUUAUGUUUGUGGGUGCUGAUGUCAAUCAUCCUGGUUUUAAGAACUCAACAAGUCCAUCAAUAGCAGCUGUUGUGGCUUCUAUGAGCUGGCCUGCUCCUAAUCGCUAUGCAGCAAGAAUUCUCCCACAAGAUCCUAGGUCAGAGAAGAUUCAGGACUUUGGGAUGAUGUGUUUGGAGCUUUUUGACUCUUAUGUUAAGUUAAACAACAUCAAGCCAGCCAAAAUCAUUAUAUUUCGUGAUGGGGUUAGUGAAACCCAGUUUGAUAUGGUUCUUAAUGAGGAGCUAGCUGGUGUCAUGAGAGUCUUUCAAGCAAUGGGUUACUUCCCAACCUUCACAGUUAUUGUAGCCCAGAAAAGACACCACACUCGUUUCUUUCCAGAGACCAAGGAAGAUGGUAGUUCCUCUGGCAAUGUGCCUCCAGGAACAGUUAUUGACUCAACUGUUGAUCAUUCUGGGUUUCAUUUCCAUCUUUGUAGUCAGUAUGGUAGCAUUGGGACUAGCAAGUCAACACAAUACCAAGUCCUCUUCGACCAGCAUGGUUUUACUAGUGACCAUAUCCAGCAGCUUAUACAUAGCAUGUGCUUCACUUUUGCUCGCUGCACCAAGCCUGUCUCCUUGAUACCACCUGUGUACUAUGCUGACCUUGCUGCGUAUAGAGGUCGGCUUUAUCAGGAGGUAUUGGAUGGACGGUUUCAAUCUUCAUCUUCUUCAGCAUCACCAUCACAACCAUCAGCUGCUGCUUUUGAUAAGAGCUCCUACAGGGUCCAUCCUGACCUGCGGAAUUCAAUGUUUUACAUCUGAAAAUGCCUCUUAGAACUGUCCCGUGAUAAACUCCUUUCCAAAUCAGCCUAGUGAAGGAGUUUGUGCGUGAAUCUAAUCGGUUUCCAGAUAUGUAGUAAGUGUUAAGUUCUGCAUAUAUCCUCCAAGUUGUCAUGGUUUAUGCAGGCCAUGGAAUUUAGAGGAUUUCUAUUGUUAUGUUUUUAUUUCGAGUCUUUUUAAUGUACAAAAAUGUGUGUGAACCCAGUGAUGUGUUUGAAGUCUUAUGUAAGUAUUUUCUGGGCAUCUUCCUCUUCUUCAGUUAGCUUAGCAUUGCCCUGGGGAUUGAGUUGAGAUGCCUAAAAUAUUACUAUCCUAUGUGUAUGAAUAAAUGAGGUUUGUGAAAUUGAUGUAUAAGCUGGUCAACUAAUUGCCUUUUACUUUUGCGCCCCUAUCUUAUUGUUAUAACUACAAUAUACCCAUAUAACUCAUUAAUAUGUUAAUCCUAUUAAUUCAAAGAACCAACUUGAAUAUAAAUUU